UGUUACCAUGUUUGUGCUCUGAUAUUUUUGCUUUGUCUCAUAGGAAAUAGCUGGUUUUAUGCUAACCCUUGAGCUCAACGUCUUAUCCUACAGUUUUCUUCCUGACUGAAGCUCUCUGAUCUUAUAUGAACAAAUAUCUUGCAAUUACAUUUCACAAUAAAUGCAGACACUGUGCAACAAACCCAUGGCAGAACUAGUUGUGAUAAUGGUAGAGAAUUAUAAGAAACGCUAUAUGAAAGCAAGAAAGCAGUUGCUCUUCAGAGGCAGAAAAAGAAAAAGCAGAGUGCAAAGGUGGGCUGAACAGUUCAGAGGUAGAAGGAUAUUCUGAUUUUUUUUAAAAACAAAAGUAACAUUGAUGCUUUGCUCUUUGCUUUGAAUUCUUUCCUUUUUUUUUUCUCUCUCUGCACUGGACAUGCAGACAUUUCAAAGCAAGGUAAGACUUUCUCAUCUCUCUGUAUUAUUUUAGGGGAUAUUUCUUUUUAGUCCAAAUGCAAUGGUUUGCUUCCAGAUGCAAAACGAAAAGCCUUCACCCCCACUUUUGAAUAGGAAUCACUUACUCAGGAGCAGACCAUAUACUUGGCUAAAUAUUCCAAGCAAUUCUUUUAGAAUAAAAAUGUAGAGCAGGAACUCAGAUCCAAAUUCCUCUGAAUUUCAGGAAUACUCCAAUCCUGUUUCUAAUUGGUGCAUUUUUAAAUUUGUUCCUAGCAAAUGCCAAAGGCAUUAUUUAAGUGUAAGACAGUUUGUUAAAUAGUUACCACAAUUUUUCUCUAAGCACUUUGCCCUUAAGAAAGUUUCUACAUAUGAUGAGAGAUGCCUGUAUAGCCCCAGACAGACUUGCAAACUGAAGGAAGUGUUUUGGAUGUAAUAACUAUGCAGUAGUACAGAAGACAAUCUGGAAUAUUUCAGCCACCGUCCCUCACUGUUUUAUAAUUAGUUACCUUAGUUUAGAUGCCAAGCAUAGAAAAUUAUUAUCCUUCUGUACUGCCAUUUCCCAUUACUAUUUGGCAGUCUUAAUUUCAUUAUAUGCUGAAAAAAACCCUCUCUGCUAACUCUGCUAAAGAAACACAAUUGUCUUAGAAAAGUAGCUAAAGCAUGUGAGGGUUAAAAGUAACUUUUUUCCCAUAAGUGUCAUUCUCCAAACUUAGAAUUCUUUAAUAGAUGCAGAGCAACGCAGAAAUGAAAGCAUUUUUAAUUUCAGUGCUUUGUAUAUUUACAGAGGGAUUACAACAAACUUCUACACUUUAUCUACAUUUUAAUAGGUCAGCAUGAACAUAUGAAGUGUAUUAAGGUGGACUGCCUUCCUUAUUAAACUUACGUGAAUUUGUCAAAAGCCCUUAGCUGUUGUAUGCAAUAGGGGCUGAAAAGCCAUGCAUGAUUGAGGUCAUGCAUCCAGCCAGUUUGUAAGAUGAUCCCUCUGCACGGAGCCAUCAGCCAUCCCUAGCAUAGGGGCGCACUCAUACACGCAUUCCUGUCAAGUCAUCUUGUGAAAGGCUGCUUGCUUCCAGCUUGGCUUGAAAGUGCAACCUUAAUAAAACUCACUGAAGCCUGAGAGAAAAUAGCAGUUCUGCAGCAGAUAGUGUAGGGGAAAGAGACUGGGAUAUGCAUAUGCAGCUGACUAAAGCAGGCUACAUGCUGGACUGUAACAGAGAGGAAACAAUAAAUCUUAACUACUAUGCAAUAAAUAUUCCCAAUUUUAACUAAGGAAUCUAUCCUCAUAGUGAAAUUAAAAAAAAACAACAGUUUAUCCAAGCUUGAUUACCAAAGUGCUCUUCUCCAGUCCCUUUUCCAAGGACUUCAAGGGAAAUUAAGAACAAAUUUAAAGACGAAGAAAAAGUUUUUGUUAAAGCAGGAAAGGAAAGUAAUAAUAACAUGUCAGUUUUCCUUUCCUUUGCUUUCCUGGCAGCGAUUCUUCCUCAUAUAGGCUGUAAUAGCCAGCGUCGGGGUCCAGAAGCCAGUGGGAGAAGAUUUAACCGGAUUCAGCACGGGCAGUGCACCUACACUUUCAUUCUGCCAGAACAGGACGGGAACUGUCGUGAAAGCACGACAGACCAGUAUAACACAAAUGCUCUUCAGAGAGAUGCUCCUCACGUGGAACAGGAUUUCCCUUCCCAGAAACUGCAACAUCUGGAACAUGUGAUGGAAAAUUACACUCAGUGGCUUCAAAAACUUGAGAACUACAUUGUGGAAAACAUGAAAUCGGAGAUGGUGCAGCUGCAGCAGAAUGCUGUGCAGAACCACACGGCCACCAUGCUUGAGAUAGGGACCAGCCUCCUCAGCCAGACAGCAGAGCAGACAAGAAAACUCACGGAUGUUGAAACCCAGGUGCUAAAUCAAACAUCCAGACUUGAAAUUCAGCUACUAGAAAAUUCACUGUCAACAUACAAGCUAGAAAAACAGCUGCUACAACAAACACAUGAAAUCCUGAAAAUUCAUGAGAAAAACAGUUUACUUGAGCACAGAAUUUUAGAAAUGGAAGAAAAACAUAGAGAGGAACUGGACACUUUGAAGGAAGAAAAAGAGAACCUACAGAGCUUGGUCACACGACAAAGCUACAUAAUCCAGGAACUAGAGAAGCAGUUAAACAAGGCAACAAGCAAUAAUAGUGUCCUUCAGAAACAACAGCUUGAACUGAUGGAUACAGUUCACACUUUGAUCACUCUUUGUUCUAAGGAAGGAGUUUUACUAAAAAAUGUAAAAAAAGAAGAAGAAAAGCCUUUCAGAGACUGUGCAGAUGUAUACCAAUCUGGUUUUAACAAAAGUGGGGUCUACACUAUUUAUAUAAACAAUGUCUCAGAUCCUAAAAAGGUCUUUUGCAACAUGGAAAUUGCUGGAGGAGGGUGGACGGUCAUACAGCACAGAGAAGAUGGAAGCCUGGAUUUUCAAAAAAGCUGGAAAGAAUACAAAAUGGGCUUUGGUAGUCCAUCAGGUGAACAUUGGCUGGGAAAUGAAUUUAUCUUUGCAAUAACAAGUCAGAGGCAAUAUUCUCUAAGAAUUGAAUUAAUGGACUGGGAAGGAAACCGGGCAUAUUCACAGUAUGACAGAUUUCACAUAGGAAAUGAAAAGCAGAAUUACAGGCUUUAUUUAAAAGGCCACAGUGGAACAGCUGGAAAACAGAGUAGCCUGAUUUUACAUGGUGCUGAAUUCAGUACAAAAGAUGCUGACAAUGACAACUGCAUGUGCAAAUGUGCUCUCAUGUUGACUGGAGGGUGGUGGUUUGAUGCCUGCGGUCCCUCCAAUCUCAAUGGAAUGUUCUAUACAGCUGGGCAAAACCAUGGAAAGCUCAAUGGCAUCAAGUGGCACUACUUCAAAGGCCCCAGCUACUCCUUACGCUCCACCACCAUGAUGAUUCGUCCCUUGGAUUUUUAAAGACAUUCAGUGGUGAAUCCCAGAACAAACCAGGAUGACACUGCCCUCGACAGCACCACUAUCACAGUUUCAAGGUAAAAGGUGAAGGUCUUCUUGAAAGCAACAUGUAGGGAUGAUGAAAAGUUGCUUCAUUAUCACCCCAUAACCUGCAAAAACUCUCCAA
Messenger RNA from Pezoporus flaviventris, 3529 nucleotides. RefSeq names its product angiopoietin 1 (gene ANGPT1). NCBI's taxonomy places the organism in Eukaryota, Metazoa, Chordata, Aves, Psittaciformes, Psittacidae. The coding region runs from base 1870 to 3366 and encodes 498 amino acids. Gene Ontology annotation, molecular function: receptor tyrosine kinase binding. The transcript is spliced from 9 exons. The record is from RefSeq and is a predicted model, not a curated record. Gene Ontology annotation, biological process: Tie signaling pathway; angiogenesis.